Messenger RNA from Gossypium arboreum, 2565 nucleotides. RefSeq lists its product as uncharacterized. Gene Ontology annotation, molecular function: protein serine/threonine kinase activity; ATP binding. Gene Ontology annotation, biological process: peptidyl-serine phosphorylation; intracellular signal transduction. The transcript is spliced from 13 exons. Lineage: Eukaryota; Viridiplantae; Streptophyta; Magnoliopsida; Malvales; Malvaceae. The record is from RefSeq and is a predicted model, not a curated record. The coding region runs from base 471 to 2144 and encodes 557 amino acids.
UUGAAAAGAAAAAGGCUGAAAAACGUAUAUAAAAUGGAAGAGAGAGGUGUGCGAUCAAAAUACAAAUACGAGAAUAACGCGCGCGACAAGAAAAACUUUUCUUCCUUGUCUAUCUUCUAACAAAUUUCUUUUUCUCUUUCAUUUUUCUCAUUCCCAUUUUAUUUUCGAGAACAAUAAUAAUCAUAUUAAUAAUUUAAAAAAAAAACGCUGUUCAUAUUAAUAAUUAAAAAAAAAAAAAAAAACGCUGAGAAAUAGCCGGGAGAGCUUUUUGCGGAUCGUGUUGUCUCACGCAAACAACGCUGUAGCGCGAAUUUCUUUGCUUACUUGGCUUUUAUUUUGUUUCUCUUUUUUUUUAAAAAAAAAUUGAGAAUCUGUUUUUUUUAAAAUGUGAUUGUUAAUAUUUAUAUGUUAUUGAAAUGAAGAAUGCGAGGGAAUUUGUUUAGGUGAGAUUUGAUAUUUGAUUAGAGAAAAUGGAUUCAGCAAGGAAUUGGCUUUCGAAGCUACAACAGAAGGAUAAGGUGAGGGCUUUGCGAAGGAAUGAGGCGACGUCCAACGUUGAAGGCGGAGGGAAUGACGAAGCCAAUACGGACGAAGAAGCUCUCUCCAAAAUCACCAAACAAAAGGCCGCCGCUGCCAAGCAGUAUAUUGAGAAUCAUUACAGAGAACAAAUGAAGAAUCUUCAAGAAAGAAGAGAGCGACGAAUAAUCCUAGAACAGAAACUGGCGGAAGCUGACGUCUCUGAGGAAGAUCAAACUAACUUACUGAAGUACUUGGAGAAAAAAGAAACUGAAUACAUGCGUCGUCAAAGGCAUAAAAUGGGUGUUGAUGACUUUGAAUUAUUAACUAUGAUUGGCAAGGGUGCGUUUGGAGAGGUUAGAGUUUGUAGGGAACAGACUACAGGCCAAGUAUAUGCUAUGAAGAAGCUUAAGAAAUCAGAAAUGCUUCGAAGAGGCCAGGUUGAGCAUGUGAAAGCUGAAAGGAACCUUCUUGCUGAAGUUGACAGCAAUUGUAUUGUCAAACUCUACUGUUCUUUCCAAGAUGAGGACUACCUUUAUCUUAUAAUGGAAUACCUUCCUGGUGGAGAUAUGAUGACAUUACUUAUGAGAAAGGAUAUCUUGACUGAAGAUGAAGCUAGAUUUUAUGUUGCAGAGACAGUUUUGGCUAUUGAAUCUAUCCACAAACACAAUUAUAUUCAUAGGGAUAUCAAGCCUGACAACUUGCUACUAGAUAGACAUGGACACUUGAGAUUGUCGGAUUUUGGACUAUGUAAACCCUUAGAUUGCAGUACCAUCCAAGAAAAUGAUUUUAUUGUAGGAGGCAACAGUAAUGAGAGUGGGGAAAGUGAUGAACGCCCAGCAGCACUGAAGCGAACACAGCAAGAGCAACUAGAGCACUGGCAAAAGAACCGGAGAACACUUGCUUAUUCUACCGUUGGUACUCCGGACUAUAUUGCUCCAGAAGUCCUCUUGAAGAAAGGUUAUGCAAUGGAAUGUGAUUGGUGGUCGCUUGGUGCUAUCAUGUUUGAAAUGCUCAUCGGAUAUCCACCUUUUUAUUCAGAUGAUCCGAUGUCAACUUGUAGGAAGAUAGUAAACUGGAAAACUCAUCUGAAGUUUCCUGAAGAGGCAAAAUUAUCUGCAGAGGCAACAGAUCUAAUUAGCAAACUCUUGUGUGAUGUCAGCCACAGACUAGGAUCAAAAGGGGCAGGUGAAAUUAAGGAACAUCCAUGGUUUCAAGGUGUGGAUUGGGAUAGAAUAUAUGAAAUGGAGGCUGCAUUUAUUCCUGAGGUUAAUAAUGAGCUUGAUACUCAAAAUUUUGAAAAGUUUGACGAGUCCGACGAUCAGUGUCCUAGGCCAUCAAAAUCUGGUCCAUGGAGAAAAAUGCUUUCAUCCAAGGACGUAAAUUUUGUGGGAUACACAUACAAAAACUUUGAAAUUGUCAAUGAUUUUCAAGUGCCUGGAAUGGCCGAGUUGAAGAAGAAGAGCUCCAAAUCAAGUCGGCCGUCAGUUAAGACACUUUUUGACAGUGAGGCAGACGCAUCUGAUGCUUCAGACUCAACACCUGGUGCACAGCCUGUUCAAGGGAGCUUUUUGAAUCUCUUGCCUCCAGAACUGGAAGCCACUGAAAAGCAGUGUGGAUCCCAGUAACUCACCCCUUCUGUUAGAACUGUUAGAUCUUAGAAAGGCAAGUUGGCUUAGGCAACUGCAUUCUGGUACCAAAAUAGCAAUUUUCCAUGCUGUCUUUUGCGUUUGGAUAUAUUGGUGGCUAAAGCUCUAUCUGCAGGAACUUCAGGUUUAAUUCACCUCUUAAGGUCUAGAUACCAAGGAAAGCUAUUGCUGAUCAAAGUUGCUUUUUCAUUUUCAUAAAGAUCAAAACAAACAGGAGAAUUGAAAAGGAAAAAGAAAAGAGCGAGUAAUUGUUAAUAAUAGUAGGUGCAAAAUAUUUUUAUUUUUUUUCUUUAUUAGUGGUAAAAGCAGCAAAAAUGUUGUACAGAAACAGUCUUAAAGUCAUAUCAUUCCAUCAUGUAUACAUCCUUUACUUGCAAUGUGUUAAUUAUUUACCCGCCAA